Cebus imitator (Panamanian white-faced capuchin) is the source of this 3002-nucleotide messenger RNA. RefSeq names its product DEAD-box helicase 23 (gene DDX23). Gene Ontology annotation, cellular component: catalytic step 2 spliceosome. The transcript has 15 exons. Gene Ontology annotation, biological process: mRNA splicing, via spliceosome. NCBI's taxonomy places the organism in Eukaryota, Metazoa, Chordata, Mammalia, Primates, Cebidae. Gene Ontology annotation, molecular function: ATP binding; RNA helicase activity; RNA binding. The record is from RefSeq and is a predicted model, not a curated record.
GGUGGGGGUUGCAUCUCCGCGACCAGGAAACGGGAAAGAUGGCGACGGUUCCGCGACGUUGAGGCCGCGUUGGGCGGUUCAGACUCAGGGUGAUGGCAGGAGAGCUGGCUGACAAAAAGGACCGGGAUGCAUCACCUUCCAAGGAGGAAAGGAAGCGAUCACGGACACCUGACAGAGAGCGGGAUAGAGACCGGGACCGGAAGACUUCCCCAUCUAAAGAUAGGAAGCGGCAUCGUUCAAGGGAUAGACGUCGAGGAGGCAGCCGUUCUCGCUCUCGUUCCCGUUCCAAAUCUACAGAAAGAGAACGACGGCACAAAGAACGAGAACGAGAUAAGGAGCGGGAUCGGAAUAAAAAGGACCGAGAUCGAGACAAGGAUGGGCACAGACGGGACAAGGACCGUAAACGAUCCAGCUUAUCUCCUGGCCGAGGAAAGGACUUUAAAUCUCGGAAGGACAGAGACUCUAAGAAGGAUGAAGAGGAUGAACAUGGUGAUAAGAAGCCUAAGGCCCAGCCAUUAUCCCUGGAGGAACUUCUGGCCAAGAAAAAGGCUGAGGAAGAAGCUGAGGCUAAGCCCAAGUUCCUCUCCAAAGCAGAACGAGAGGCUGAGGCUCUAAAGCGACGGCAGCAGGAGGUGGAGGAGCGGCAGAAGAUGCUUGAAGAAGAGAGGAAGAAAAGGAAACAGUUCCAAGACUUGGGCAGGAAGAUGUUGGAAGAUCCUCAGGAACGGGAACGUCGGGAACGCAGGGAGAGGAUGGAGCGGGAGACCAAUGGAAAUGAGGAUGAGGAAGGGCGGCAGAAGAUCCGGGAAGAGAAGGAUAAGAGCAAGGAACUGCAUGCCAUUAAGGAGCGUUACCUGGGUGGCAUCAAAAAGCGGCGCCGAACGAGACAUCUCAAUGACCGAAAGUUUGUUUUUGAGUGGGAUGCAUCCGAAGACACAUCCAUCGACUACAAUCCCCUGUACAAAGAACGGCACCAGGUGCAGUUACUGGGGUGAGGCUUCAUUGCAGGCAUUGACCUCAAGCAGCAGAAACGAGAGCAGUCACGUUUCUAUGGAGACCUAGUGGAGAAGAGACGAACCCUGGAAGAAAAGGAGCAGGAGGAGGCAAGACUCCGAAAACUUCGUAAGAAGGAAGCCAAGCAGCGCUGGGAUGAUCGUCAUUGGUCUCAGAAAAAGUUAGAUGAGAUGACGGACAGGGACUGGCGGAUCUUCCGUGAGGACUACAGCAUCACCGCCAAAGGCAGCAAGAUCCCCAAUCCCAUCCGAUCUUGGAAAGACUCUUCUCUUCCCCCACACAUUUUGGAGGUCAUUGAUAAGUGUGGCUAUAAGGAACCAACACCUAUCCAGCGUCAGGCAAUUCCCAUUGGGCUACAGAAUCGUGACAUCAUUGGUGUGGCUGAGACUGGCAGCGGCAAGACAGCAGCCUUCCUCAUCCCACUGCUGGUCUGGAUCACCACACUUCCCAAAAUUGACAGGAUCGAAGAGUCAGACCAAGGCCCUUAUGCCAUCAUCCUGGCUCCCACCCGUGAGUUGGCUCAACAGAUUGAGGAAGAGACCAUUAAGUUUGGGAAGCCGCUAGGCAUCCGCACUGUGGCUGUCAUUGGUGGCAUCUCCACAGAAGACCAGGGCUUCAGGCUGCGCAUGGGCUGUGAGAUUGUGAUCGCUACCCCUGGGCAUUUGAUUGAUGUGCUGGAGAACCACUACCUGUUGCUAAGCCGCUGUACCUAUGUGGUUCUGGAUGAGGCAGAUAGGAUGAUUGACAUGGGCUUUGAGCCAGAUGUCCAGAAGAUCCUGGAGCACAUGCCUGUCAGCAACCAGAAGCCAGACACGGAUGAGGCUGAGGACCCUGAGAAGAUGCUGGCCAACUUUGAGUCAGGAAAACAUAAGUACCGCCAAACAGUAAUGUUCACGGCUACCAUGCCCCCAGCGGUGGAGCGUCUGGCCAGGAGCUAUCUUCGACGACCUGCUGUGGUGUACAUUGGUUCCGCAGGCAAGCCCCAUGAGCAUGUCGAACAGAAGGUCUUCCUCAUGUCAGAGUCAGAAAAGAGGAAAAAGCUGCUGGCAAUCUUGGAGCAAGGCUUUGACCCACCCAUCAUUAUUUUUGGACGAGCAGGCAAGAGUGGGGUGGCCAUCACCUUCCUCACAAAAGAGGACUCUGCUGUGUUCUACGAGUUGAAGCAAGCCAUCCUGGAAAGCCCAGUGUCUUCCUGUCCCCCUGAGCUAGCCAACCAUCCAGAUGCCCAGCAUAAGCCAGGCACCAUCCUCACCAAGAAGCGCCGUGAAGAGACCAUAUUUGCCUGACACAGCACUCUUCCCGUGGGCUGAGGGCAUCUCCGAAGCUGCCUCUUGCCUCUUCAGAACCCUCACAUCCCUCUUCCUAGGUCCUCACGCUUGGGUUAUGGGGGCUUAAGAAAACAAUCAGACUUCCUAGCCCAGACCCUCAGGUCAGGAGGCCUGCGUGUGGGGCUGCAAAAGGAGAGGAUGACGCUGUCGGAGGUAGGGAGAACAAAUUACUGCAGCUUUUUGGCCCACCUCUGCCCUUCUUUGCUUUGGGAUUGCAGUGGGCCAUCGCCUCAUGCCAGGAUAUGGGGGCAGCCAGCCGGCAUUGCUCUCCAGACUGAACAGAAUCCUGGCUGCCUGAGCGACCUCCUUUGGCACAGACUUGACUGUGUAAUGAUAUAAACUGGCAGCAUUGUUGCCCUAGAUGCCCCAGGAGACCUGGCACCAUGAGGAUUAUGGACAGUGGAAUCUUACUGUCAUCUGGACAGCUGUUUUCCCAUUUGGAUUGUAAAGCAAGUUGAGAGCCUUUAGACCUGUGCACAGCCAUGCACCAAGGGGUGCUAUGUGCUCUGGGCAUCCCUCCCCCAGGGUAUUUUCUAAGUAGAUGGGGGACAGGGUGAACUGGCUGUGUCCAGCUUUGUCACUGAGUGAAAUCUCUGUUUUCUAUUCUCUGAGAAGAUAAGUUUGUAUGUUCUGAGAAUAAAUACAUGAAUAUUAAGGCUU